UAGGUGCGAAAUUCCUGGCAGCUAGCGUUCCAAGCCGGUGGUUGGUAAUCUCAGUGCAGUUAGGAAAAUGGAGAGUUACAAUCGAGGAUGGCUACUUUUGGUUGGGAUUUUGGUGGCACUAAGUGUACCAUAUUCACAAGCCUUUUGGGGCAAUGAAAAUAAGAUAAACACUGCUGUUUUCUUGUCACCUAAGUUCGUGCUCGGACCGGGAUCAGUGGAAGAUAGGUUCUAUUACAAUGUCGACUUCCCGAAAGGUCAUAUUGCCUUGAAAAGUUUCAAUGCAGAAGUGAUCGAUGAGGCGGGGAAUCCUGUUCCAUUGCACGAGACGUAUCUGCAUCAUUGGGUUGUUGCUAGGUACUUUGUUCGUAAAGGCGUCGACAUAUCGGAGUUUGAUGACCAUGCAAAACUUAACAGUUCGGAUUAUAUUUCUGGGAGAAACAGUGGGAUUUGUCCAAAUCUUGGCCAGUUCUUCGGCCUCGGGUCUGAGACACGGAAAACCGCAACUCAUGUUCCCGAUCCAUACGGAAUAGAAUUCGGUAAUCCUGCUGAGAUUCCUUCCGGGUUUGAGGAGCAAUGGAUGCUUAACAUUCAUGCCAUCGAUACAAGGGGUGUGGAAGACAAGUUGGGAUGUACCGAAUGCCGUUGUGAUCUGUAUAAUGUUACGGUCGAUGGAUAUGGAAGACCUCUGAGACCAGACUACAUAGGAGGUUUGUUAUGUUGUUACGAUCACACGCAAUGCAAGGUGAAACGAGGAUUCGAGGGUGUUCGAAGAACCCUUUACCUACGAUACACUGUGAAGUGGGUUGAUAUGGAUAGCUCCAUCUUGCCUGUUAAAGUUUAUAUAUUUGACAUUACCGAUACUUGGAAAAGGACUCGAAAUUCAACUGGGAUUAAUGCAGAGCACCAGUGCAAGGUGGAAUAUGAUAUUGAACCUUGCCAUUCGACCGGAUUGGGUGACGAUGGAUGCGUUGAUAACAAAAGGAUAAGUCUUGACAUGCCAUUUGGCGGUUAUCUCAUAUAUGGUGUUGCACACCAACAUUCAGGGGGCAUCGGUUCUGCUCUUUAUAGAGAUGAUGGCCAAGUUAUGUGUUCUUCGCUCCCGACUUACGGGGAGGGAGAAGAACCUGGAAACGAAGCCGGUUACAUUGUAGGAAUGACCACCUGCUAUCCUCAACCGGGAGCCAUAGAGAUAUCUAAAGGGGAUACAUUGAUUUAUGAGUCAAAUUACAGUAGUAUCAAACAUCAUACGGGAGUAAUGGGGCUGUUCUACAUUUUGGUUGCGGACCAAUUGCCCAAACCAAUGCACACCUUGCACACUGUCAUUCAAACACAGGGUACUCUUUCGCUGUUAACAAUCCUUUGGGCCGCGGUAGCGAUGAUCGGUGCGGUAGCUGUUAUUGCUGUCGCCUUUCAUUAUCGACUUAAACGUGAGAGAGAAGAUGGCUAUGAAGCAAUUGGGAUAUGAAUGUGUUUUUAUAAGCUCUACACCGUAUUGCAUCUGAGAAUUCCAGUAACUUUGUUGUAAAGUUAGUGA
Messenger RNA from Hibiscus syriacus, 1534 nucleotides. RefSeq lists its product as uncharacterized. The coding region runs from base 68 to 1465 and encodes 465 amino acids. Lineage: Eukaryota; Viridiplantae; Streptophyta; Magnoliopsida; Malvales; Malvaceae. The transcript is spliced from 5 exons. The record is from RefSeq and is a predicted model, not a curated record.